Molecule: messenger RNA, 1208 nt
Organism: Chelmon rostratus (copperband butterflyfish)
Lineage: Eukaryota; Metazoa; Chordata; Actinopteri; Chaetodontiformes; Chaetodontidae
Product: protein lifeguard 3-like
Exons: 11
Coding region: 1-978 (325 amino acids)
Biological process (GO): negative regulation of apoptotic signaling pathway
Cellular component (GO): Golgi apparatus; membrane; endoplasmic reticulum
Source: RefSeq, a predicted model, not a curated record
AUGACGUCUAAAAUUGAUAAUCCUCCACCCUAUGAGGAUGCACUGCAUCAUCCUAAGUGUGGAAACUACCCCCACCAGCCACAACAUGGCUCCCUUCUUCCACCACCUCCAUCCUACAGCCCCAGUCCUGGCAUGUGCCCCGGCCCGCCCGGCUACUGGGGCCAGGAGGGUGUCUACCCGCAGGCUGGGAUGUGGGCCGCCCCUGGCUUCUCUCCAUCUGGGGUGCCCACCACAAUACCAACCCUGUCUGCCGGAGUGCCUGCCUCCAGUCCAGGAGACAUGGAGGAUUUUCUGAGCUCCCAGUGGGAAAGCACAUCUGUUCGGCAUGCCUUCAUUAGAAAGGUUUACUUCAUUUUAGCUGCGCAGCUCGCCGUCACCUUUUCAGUUGUUGCUGUCUUUACAUUUGUUGACCCAGUGAGGCUGUUUGUCAUCAGAUACCCUGGCAUCUACUGGGCAUCUCUUGUGGUUUAUUUUGUGGUUUACUGCAUCCUCAUCUGCUGCAAGGAGCCGAGGAGGCGCUUCCCAUGGAAUGUUGUGCUGCUGGGGGUAUUUACGCUCGCCUUGUCUUACAUGGCGGGGACAAUUUCGAGCUAUUAUGAAACAAAAGCAGUGUUUCUCGCCAUGGGGAUAACAGCAGUAGUUUGUAUAGCUGUCACAAUCUUCUGCUUCCAAACCAAGGUGGACUUCACCUCCUGUGGGGGAUUUCUGUGCAUUGCUGCCAUUUUGCUCAUGAUCAUUGGGAUUGUUACAGCCAUCGUCCUCUCCUUCCAAUAUGUCCCUUGGCUGCAUAUGCUCUACGCUGCAAUUGGAGCCAUCGUUUACACUCUGUUUUUAGUAUACAACACGCAGCUUCUUAUUGGAAAUCGGGAGUUGGCCAUCAGCCCAGAGGAGUACAUCUACGGCGCUCUCUCUCUCUACGUUGACAUUGUUCACAUCUUCCUCUUCAUCCUUCAAGUCAGUGGAGCUGCUACUGAAUAAGCCCAUGGUUAAAUUUUGGACCGACAGGAUGUCAUGUUUGUGUUUUAUUAAACAUAAUGCUAUGUGUACAUGUGUGUCACUUAGGGAUUUCAACACUGCUAGCUGGUAAGAAAGCAUCCUAUUGAUUUGACUAUAUACAAAGUUUAUUUUUCACGUCAAUAACACUUGAGCACUUUGAUUCUUGUGCUGUAUGGAGCAAGGCGGUGAAUUAAGCCUUUCAUUUAUCCAGC